Malaya genurostris is the source of this 3639-nucleotide messenger RNA. It is a transcript of the gene MAPk-Ak2, whose product is annotated as MAP kinase-activated protein kinase 2. Gene Ontology annotation, cellular component: nucleus; cytoplasm. Lineage: Eukaryota; Metazoa; Arthropoda; Insecta; Diptera; Culicidae. The coding region runs from base 922 to 2040 and encodes 372 amino acids. The record is from RefSeq and is a predicted model, not a curated record. The transcript has 8 exons. Gene Ontology annotation, biological process: protein autophosphorylation; peptidyl-serine phosphorylation; intracellular signal transduction. Gene Ontology annotation, molecular function: calmodulin binding; ATP binding; calcium/calmodulin-dependent protein kinase activity.
UUCGCUGUCACACUCGGUGCGUUGUGUCUGUUUACCCAGGAAACACCAGAAAAAUCUGCAUUGUUUCCGUAUGUCACGGGAAUUCUAUCAUAUUUUCUCACGUAAAUAAGAAUUAUUCGUGAAAAAAGUAAAAGUGCGAUGGAAACAGCAAGUUUUGUGUGUGGCAUAGUUUUGUGAACGAAAACGCAAUGAAAGUUUGCCGGUAUUUUACGAAAAAGUUUUAAUUUGCGACAGAAACUCGAUAGUUUCAAAUUAUUCACAAGUGUUAAAGGUAUUCUGUAUUAUUACGCAGUGUAUUCGGAUUGUUACCUUUUAUUUGGGAGGAUGACACAUGUGUCUGGGAUUUAAUCGGUAUGUUACUACAGAGCUUAUACAGCAAACAAGGAUUGACGGGAGAAAUCAAAAGUUGUAUAGGAAACAAACAUUACUUAAAGAAGGCAAUGUUUAGUAAGUGAACAACUGUCGCGUGAUUCGGAUGAGCAAAAAUUAAUGAUGUAAAAAGCGUAGGACGGCUGUUGCGUUUGUAUCGUUUGCUUAUACAGUGCGUUAAAACAUAGAAAGAUCUAAGUACGAGGCAGGAUGCGUAUCAUACAGUGUGCUAUUAUAUAAUUGAAUUUCUUCCCGGAGGAGUCCUCCGCAGAAUGAGUCUCUGAGAUAAAGAUCUUUUGACUGUGUAUUAUAUUAUUGUACCGUGUUAUGUACACUUCUCAUGAAAAUACAAAAAAAAUAUUGCUAUCGACUUCUAAAACCAACCGUUUUUGUUUUAUUUUUUGUUCCGCUUCGAAACAUACAAACGCAGUAAUUGUUUAAAAAAGUGUUAUCAAAACGGAUCAAGACAACAGAAUCGGUGGCAGUAGUAAUAUCGUCAGCGCUAGCAAAAGUGGUGGUGAAGGUGGCGGAAAUCGCAAACGAAAGUUAGACAUGUACAAGAUGCCCGAGAUCAAACCAAUCCCCAUGCAGACACAGCAACAUCUCCCCCAGGGCGGUGGAGGACCAAACGGGCGCCAGCCCAAGGCGACUCCUAUUACCGACGAUUACGAAAUAUCAAACACCGUCCUGGGGCUCGGCAUCAAUGGAAAGGUUGUUCAGUGCACCAACAAAAAAACAGGCAGCAAGUAUGCCUUAAAGGUGCUGCACGACAAUGCCAAGGCCCGACGAGAGGUAGAAUUGCACUGGCGCGCUAGCGGUUGCCGGAAUAUUGUAAACAUCAUCGAUGUGUACGAGAAUAGCUACAGCGGCAACCGAUGUCUGUUGGUGGUCAUGGAAUGCAUGCUAGGUGGAGAACUUUUUCAGCGUAUCCAGGAACGACAGGAUGGGCCCUUUACGGAAAGAGAAGCUGCUCAGAUCAUGCAUGAAAUCUGUGUCGCCGUUAAGUAUUUGCAUGAUUCGAAUAUUGCACACCGGGAUCUCAAGCCGGAGAAUCUGCUGUACACCUCACCCAACCCGAACGCGAUACUGAAAUUGACCGAUUUUGGCUUCUCGAAGGAAACAUUCAUCAAGGACACACUCCAAACUCCUUGCUAUACGCCGUACUACGUCGCACCGGAAGUGCUCGGACCUGAAAAGUACGACAAGAGCUGUGAUAUCUGGUCACUGGGAGUAAUUAUGUACAUUCUGCUUUGCGGGUUUCCUCCGUUCUACAGUAACCACGGGCUGGCUAUCUCGCCCGGAAUGAAAACACGCAUUCGGACCGGUCAGUAUGACUUCCCCAACCCAGAAUGGCAAAACGUAAGUCAAGCGGCCAAAGAUCUCAUUAGGGGUAUGCUCAGUGUCGAACCGGAGAAACGUCUUACAAUCGAUCAGGUCAUGAGAAAUCCGUGGGUUCGGCUUUAUACGGAAGUUCCACAAACUCCGCUGCAUACAGGACGUGUUCUGAAGGAAGGCGAGGAAACAUGGCCAGAGGUACAGGAGGAAAUGACACGAUCGCUUGCCAAUAUGCGUGUAGAUUAUGAUCAGAUGCACAUAAAAACCUUGGAUAGUUCGAACAAUGCUCUGCUCAACAAACGAAGAAAACGGGGCGAGGAUAAAAUGAAAGACUAGACGGUUUUAUUUCUUCUACCCGGUCACAAGCUGAUGAGUUGAUGAAAAACCAUUACUACUUGUUCAACAUUUCCAACGAUAACCAACCAUAAUAACGGCCAAGGUAAAAAGUGUCCCCACGGUGGCACUUUAUUGGCACAUAGAAGACACUAGCUGAAGUAGAAGAAAAGUGGAUGUUCGGCGGUACAUUCUUUCCACACAACUGCUUCGAUGAUAUAAUCAAAGUUCUAAAUCGACGAAACGCUGACUGGCAGCGGAAAUUAAUGUAUAGAGUUAGACCAUUCUAUUUAGAUGAUUGAGUAAUGAGCAAAUUUACUAUAGAACGAUUCGCGCAGAAUGCGCUUCGAACAAAACCAGGGAGAGUUCAAACAUUUUUAGCUAUCGUAAAACAAUCAAAAAACAAAUGAAAACUAUAUGAUUUGUGGAAUCGGGAAUCAUAUGUGACGUAGAUUACCAUAAAAAGAAUAAAGAAAAAACUAAAGGUAUGUACUAGGGCUGUCAUUAAACAUUAAUGAGUUCAGGUAGUCAAUGUAGGCUUCUCAUUGUCACGAUUCAACAGUUGUAAUAUUUUUAGCAUUGUUUUUAAUACACUUGACUAAGUUACGUACAAUCAUACGUAGGUAAACUUUUGUUAAAAAAUGUAAGCAAAUAGCAUCACUUAUAUUUAUACUAGCUUUAGUUCCAACUAACAGAUAAUAAAGCAUUUUUUUCUUUUGCGUUUUAAGACGAAAGAAUUCGGACUUUUUCCAUAAAGCUAACAACCUUUCGAUGAUCGUAACAAUACGUUCCAAGCCAAAAUAUCAGUGAAAAAUCUCCCUCAACUCUACGUAAAAUGUCAAUAAAACACCAUACCGAAUCAAAACAGAGAACAUUGCGGUUGUACCCAUUUAAUGUGAUUUUUAAUUUCUUAGACUAAUAAUCCGACGGAAAGAUUUAUGAAAAAUAGGACAAUGUAUCAUCUGUUGAAAAAACACGUUAGAAUUGCAACGAAACUUUCCGUUCCGAAAACAAAAUUGAAACAAGCCUUUGAAUGCUAAUCAUGAGAUAAAUUAUAGUGUAGAUUUACACACACCAAAUUCGUGUAUGAAAUGUUAAUCCAUCCAAUUCCGACACAUAAAAAUCAACAUAAAUACAAAACCAGAGUUUUAUUGCAUAAUCGGAAAAAAAGAUUUUGGCUGGGAGGUACGAGCUUAGCUUUAGAGAGUUAUUUUAAACUAGAAAUUAUAUAAUAUAACUACCAGUAAUAGCAGUUAAAAAUUCAUACCUAAAAUAAAAUUGUAGUACGAAAGCAAGAUCGAUCAGUGGGAGCUAGAUUGUAUGGGAAUGGUAUUAUAAGAUGUAUCUAUUUAUUUCGCCUAUCCUAUCUAGCUAUGGAAACGAUCGAAAUACCAUUUUUUGCCAAAUUGAACAAGAUUCGCGAGGUACAAAUAGCUGGAUUGUUACAUCAACUCGAAGAACAUCAGCGGAAAAAAAAGAAUUGAAUAAGCUAGAGAAGUGUAAGCAUCACAUUGGUUGACUUGUUCAAAAAGUGCUGAAUUCUACUCGUUUAUUGUUUUUCUUUUUAAUGGUUACGGAAAUAAAUUGUUAAAUUUGUGGAAA